This is a messenger RNA of Lycium ferocissimum, 1629 nucleotides long. RefSeq names its product protein EXORDIUM-like 7. The record is from RefSeq and is a predicted model, not a curated record. Lineage: Eukaryota; Viridiplantae; Streptophyta; Magnoliopsida; Solanales; Solanaceae. Bases 183 to 1202 code for a protein of 339 amino acids. The transcript has a single exon.
AAUGAUAUCGCAAAUGAAUUAUGUUAAAAUGCUUUUCUAUUUUUCAUUGUCCCCGUCCAAAGAAAGAAUAUAAAAGUAAUUUGAAGAAUCCAACCUAUCUUCUAAUUCCCUCUAUAUAAGUCCCAAGAAAUCUCCUUUUAAAAGAGACCCUUUAUCUCCUUUCUGACAAAGAAACCAGAGAAAUGGACAAUAAGCUUCAUUUUUUUCAUUAUUUCCAUUUCUUCUUGCUUCUAUCUUUUUCUUGCUUGUCACUUGUUGCUUUUUCUUGGAUACCAUACAAUGAAAAUAAGAACUAUGAAGGCUCUUCUGACCUUGUUAAUCUUGAAUACCAUAUGGGACCUGUUCUUUCUUCUCCUAUUAAACUUUAUGUAAUAUGGUAUGGCCAUUGGAACCCUUCUCAUCAAGCCACCAUUAGAGACUUUCUCAACUCCUUUUCUUCUUCUUCUUAUGCACCUCACCCUUCUGUUGCUGAUUGGUGGCGAACCGUUCGGCUUUAUACAGACCAAACUGGCCAAAACAUCUCAACCAUUUCACUUUCUGGUGAAUUCUUUGACUUCAAGUACUCACAAGGAAAGUACCUUAGCAGAUUAUCCAUGCAAUAUGUGAUCAAGAAUGCAGUCAGACCAUACUCAAAAUCUAUACCUUUGAAUUAUAAUAAUGGAGUUUACUUAGUGCUAACAUCUUAUGAUGUCCAGGUUCAAGAUUUUUGUAGGGCUGUUUGUGGUUUUCACUACUUCACAUUCCCAUCAAUUCUUGGAGUGACAGUGCCUUAUGCUUGGGUUGGUUAUAGUGGGAAACAGUGCCCUGGUUUCUGUGCUUAUCCUUUUGCUUGGCCUAAGAAUUCAGGGAAACCACCACCAAGCACAACUAAUGGAGGAAACAGCUUAAUGGGGGCACCGAAUGGCGAUCCGGGGGUCGAUGGGAUGAUUAGUGUGAUAGCUCAUGAGCUAGCUGAGGUCUCAAGUAACCCCCUUGUGAAUGCUUGGUAUGCUGGGGAUAAUCCUAUUUCACCUUCUGAGAUUGCUGAUAUGUGCUUAGGUGUUUAUGGGACUGGUGCUGGUGGUGGAUAUGUUGGACAAGUUUAUAAGGAUUCUUGGGGGAAUGGUUUCAAUUUACAUGGAGUGAAAGGUAGAAAGUUUCUUAUUCAGUGGGUUUGGAAUCCUCUUAGGAGGAGAUGUUUUGGUCCUAAUGCCAUGGACUAGGCCAAUCACGAUUGACUAGCUAGAAGGAUGUUGUUCUUGUACAUAGUUGUUUUCAAGUUAAAUUAUGGCCGUUUAAGUAUAUGUGCUUUAUGUAAUUUUCUUUUUCUCUAGCGUAUGUUUCGGAAAAUUACGGUGUUAUUGUUAAAGCUAAAACAAGGUACAAUGGAAGAGAAAAAGGCAGUGGAAGGAAGCAUCUGCAAAAGAUGUGGGCUAUGAAUUAGGUAGGAAAGAAUAAUUUGAUGUCCCUUAAAGUGAGUUUCAGCUGCUGGUUGCUUUUAGGCAUUCAAGGCUGCAGUGUAUAACAUCAGUGACAAGAAAAGGAUCAAUAGUAUACAACGCUAGCAAGGUUUGACAGGAAAUAGGGAAAUUCCAUUAUAACUUGAAGAUGACAUGAUGGAAGGUGAUAUUGAAAAUAGCUUUUGGAAAA